Messenger RNA from Rubroshorea leprosula, 2963 nucleotides. NCBI's taxonomy places the organism in Eukaryota, Viridiplantae, Streptophyta, Magnoliopsida, Malvales, Dipterocarpaceae. The record is from the annotation of a GenBank genome assembly.
UUUCACCUUGUCCUCUUCUAAUUAUCUUCUUCCUCUUUCUCAUCAGGAACAUAAAAAGUUAACAGGAACCGAAACCGAGACCAAGAAGGAGAAGAGAGAGAGGGAAAAUAUCAGGAAUCGGAGAAAACGCCUCGGUCCCUCGUUCUCCAUCAACGACGGCUGCUGGUUGAGAUGCCCUUUUCGUCUCGACAACCCAUUUGAUCGACUUUGGUUUUUCCAGAUAAAGUGCUACUGGUUUAAGCUGAUGGUUUUCCUCUUAUCUUGGCUGAACAAUUUUUCUUCUGCCUGAGAUUCUGUAGCUUCAAUGAUGAGUUCCUGGGGGAAUUUGAUAUAAUUGUUUAUCACUUCCUAGAUUUCUUUUGGGGUUAGAUUUUGGCCCUGAUGCAAGGUCGAGGGGGUACGAUUAACUCCUUCCUGGACUCUGUUAACAUUGAUCAGGGAUCUGCUCCCAAUAAUACCAGUAUGACUCAGCAUAAUUCUUUGAAUAAUGUGUUGGAUCCAGCUGAAACCUGGCUGUCCAAUUAUGCAUUAACUUCUGGUGGGGCAAUGGAAAGCAAUGCAAUUACUGAAGUUCAGAGUUUUAGUUUUUGGAAUUCUGGUGAGCCCAGCUCUAGAUUAAGCCCAGAAAACCAGGUUAAUGAUGAUGGAAUAAAAAUGGAAUGUGGUUGGUCACCUUCUUCUUAUAGUGUUCAUGCUGGGGCUGGUCCAAGGUCUGAACGAAGGCAAAUUGAAUCAACAAAUAUUAUUUUUCCUGCAGGAGUUCACAAUGGACAGAGUGCCAAUCAGGGUAGAAAUGGGCCCAUAUAUUUGCAAGGUUCCAGCUCUAAUCAUAUUCCACAAAAUGUGAAUCUAAAUGAAGAAUAUACUGGUGGCAGUGCUAGUCAUGUGCCAGCUACUGCAGCUAGUAUAGGCCCUGAUCUCCAUAACUCAUCUGCUCUAGAAAGAGAAUGGACAUCUACUGCUUUUGAUAAUGUUGGGAGUUCAUCUGGGAGCUCUAGUUACAUGGUGGAAGAAAGCAGUAGCAGCUCUAGCUGUUGGGGUUCAUCUUGCAAGAGAAAAGCCCUUGAAGGCACAUCAGGACAGUCUUAUUCUGAUGUUAAUUCAAGCUGCUCCCAACAAGUUGAAAAUGGUUCAUGGCAUACAGGUCUUCCUCGGAAUGAUGCUUCUAGCAGUUUGAGUUUAUCUACACCUCAAGCUAUUCCUCCUGAUCAGCUGAACUUGAGUGUUGGGUUUGGUUUAAGAGAAGUAGCCACUGAUGCUUUUCCAUCUUCAAGUAGUAGAAGAACAAAUCCAGGAAAUCAACAAGAUUCUUUGCCGCUUAGUCUAUCAUCAUCAGCAUUCUCCAGACGGUCCUCCUCAUCUAAUCAGUCACCUACACCUGCACCAUAUAAUAACUCUUUAGAUUUAAGAUCCACAGCUACAGUUGUUGCAAAUUCAACUUCUGCUCAGAAUCAACCUCACAGAGUGCAUAUUUCUGCUGCAUCAAGCAAUGUGCCUCCUUUUCGUUGGACUGGUGCUUUCAGUUCACAAGCUGGAAAUCCAUCUAUUAAUGCUGGAGAUAGAGGUGAAGGCUCGCAGGAGGAAGUGAACAUAAGAAACAUCCCCAGAAGCAAUGCACAAAAUCCCAUAUUGAUUCCUGCAAGUGAGACAAGAAACAUGGCACAAGAUCCAACAGGCUGGACUCUGUCCUCUGGUAACAUUACCACAUCUGGUGGUGUUCCAUCUUCUGCUCAAACUGGAAACAGUUCAAGCAUCAAUUCUCCCCAUAGUCCUUGGGUUUCUUUACACUCCACUUCAGCACAAAAUCAGCCAAGAUUAUCAGAAUUUUCUCCUUGGUCUUUAUUUCCAUCUAUUGACUCUGAAGCUGCUGUUCAUAUUGGUAAUUUUCCCCAGCUGCCUGCAGGCCCUUCUUCGUCCUCACAAGAGACAGCAGGGUCAUCUGGAUCUCGUAGCCAAGGUAAUAAUCAACCACAUUCAAGGUCAUCAUUCCUGUGGGAGAGGCAAGGUGAUGAAAUUCUUGGAAUGCCUCAUUCUUUGCGAGCUUUAGCUGCUGACAUCGAAGGGAGACACCGGUUAAUAUCAGAGAUUCGUCAAGUCUUGAAUGCCAUGAACAGAGGGGAGAACCUACGAAUUGAGGAUUAUAUGCUUUUUGACCCAUUCGUAUUCCAUGGCAUGGCUGAAAUGCAUGACAGGCACAGAGAUAUGCGCCUUGAUGUGGAUAACAUGUCUUAUGAGGAAUUGUUAGCAUUAGAAGAACGAAUAGGGGAUGUGAACACUGGACUGAGCGAGGAAACCAUUUUGGAGUUGAUGAAGCAGCAAAAAUACAGGUCAACUGCAACACGACCCUCACAAGAUGUUGAACCAUGCUGUGUUUGCCAGGAGGAAUUUGUGGAAGGGGAUGAUCUCGGGGUAUUAGAUUGCGGUCACGAAUUUCACACCAACUGUAUCAAACAAUGGCUUUUGCAGAAAAAUCUCUGCCCCAUCUGCAAGACAACAGCCUUGCUUAAACAAGAGCGAGAAGGUCAUUGUUAAGAGUAAGAAUUUUAUUUUUUUCCUGUCAUGUAUCAUCUCAUAAUAGGAUGGACAAUAUCCUUUUCAAAUUGGUUUUACUUGUUCAUGAACUUCAUUACAACUAAAAUGUAGAUGGAGAUGCUGUCAAUGUUAUGAAUUCAGCAUGAGCGACAAAAUGAUUGGCACUUCAAAGUGAAGCGACAAUCAUAAUCGUACUUUGAAAUAAUAUUACUGACAAUAUCAAGCAUUUUAGAAUGGAGACGCAGGAGAGUAGUUUUUCCUUCGUUUUACUCCUACCUUCAACCGGUUUUCCGAACCAACCUACGGUUCCUAGAUUUCCAUUUAAAUUUCAGACAUGGACAUCCUCCAAUGUUGUUACCAAUCUCUGUGGCGAUGAAAAGCACGGAUGGGCAUCUGUGCAGUUACUGCAGUAUUAAAGAACUGUGCAUGGC